Molecule: messenger RNA, 4030 nt
Organism: Phodopus roborovskii (desert hamster)
Lineage: Eukaryota; Metazoa; Chordata; Mammalia; Rodentia; Cricetidae
Gene: Nlgn1
Product: neuroligin 1
Exons: 8
Coding region: 888-3479 (863 amino acids)
Biological process (GO): synaptic vesicle endocytosis; postsynaptic membrane assembly; modulation of chemical synaptic transmission
Cellular component (GO): synapse; cell surface; postsynaptic specialization membrane
Molecular function (GO): signaling receptor activity; neurexin family protein binding
Source: RefSeq, a predicted model, not a curated record
AAUGAAAGAAAGAAGCCAUGGCUCCUGGUAACCCGGAUAAGGCCACCGAAUCGUUCUACUGGACACCAACACUGGGAAUUCAUUUUUUGAGGUCAAUUUCCAAUCGAGAUAAAUCUAUUGGAUUAGUAGGAUUAUCUGAUCGCAGCUCACAGAAGUAACGUUGUUUGAUCGUUUGUAUUUUCUUGCCUGGUGGUGGGAAUUAAACGGAUGCGGCUUUGGUUCUCCAGAAUUCUAGAUCGUGGCAGCGUCUGGAGAGAAAAAAGCAUCAAUCCACACGUUUAGGAAGUGUCCGUGGGUGAAUAAAGAGAGAGGGGGAGGUGGAACCGGGCUUGCGGCUGCUUAAAGAAAAAAAAAAAAAAUAAAUAAAUAAAUAAGGGAAGCGUCUUGAAUUCUGAAACAAGAAUUACCCAGUUCCUGAGGUUGCAAAGAAAGCAUCUACAAACUGGUAAAUACUUUGGCCAUUUCGGCUUGAAUUUGAAGGCGAAGUGUUGUUAAAACUGUCUCCUUGAAUAAUUGAAAAGACUAGGGGAAGAUGAGGGGGCUCCCGCCGCGAACGUUUCUCGCUGAGGGAUAUAGACCCACAGUUAACUGGAUUUGAUUUAUAUGAGGGAAAAUACAGUCAAUGGCUCCUCCCACCACAAUGCUACUAUGGAAAACAGAAUGGUCACUAGGAGACGGUCUGAUGAAUAGUGAUGAUUGAAGAUGCUGCUUCAAUCUGUGUGAAAUCAGUGGGAGCUGCUUGCUGCAUAAAGAGUACUCUGAGAUUUCCUUAACAAGCUAACAUUGGAGAAGCUGGAGGUGCAUUCUACCAUCAUUUCAUCUUUCUCAAGUGGAUACAAAUAUAUUUGCCUCAUUGCACCAGACAAAUAGACAACUAAUGUGGGACCAUGGCACUUCCCAGAUGCAUGUGGCCAAAUUAUGUUUGGAGAGCCAUGAUGGCAUGUGUGGUACACAGGGGAUUGGGUGCCCCAUUGGCUUUCUGUUUGUUGGGAUGUUUUCUACAGACUGUCCAUGUGCUCUCUCAAAAAUUGGAUGAUGUAGAUCCAUUGGUUACUACUAACUUUGGCAAGAUAAGAGGGAUCAAGAAGGAACUCAAUAAUGAAAUUUUGGGGCCUGUCAUUCAGUUUCUUGGGGUUCCAUAUGCUGCUCCACCAACAGGUGAACAUCGUUUUCAGCCUCCAGAGCCACCAUCUCCCUGGUCUGAUAUCCGGAAUGCCACCCAGUUUGCUCCUGUAUGUCCCCAGAAUAUCAUCGAUGGCAGAUUGCCUGAAGUUAUGCUUCCUGUGUGGUUCACUAAUAACUUGGAUGUGGUUUCAUCAUAUGUUCAAGACCAGAGUGAAGACUGCUUAUAUUUAAACAUCUAUGUGCCAACUGAAGAUGUAAAAAGAAUAUCCAAGGAAUGUGCCAGAAAACCCGGCAAGAAAAUAUGUAGAAAAGGAGGUCCCCUUACAAAGAAACAGACAGAUGAUUUAGGUGAUAAUGACGGUGCUGAAGAUGAAGAUAUUCGGGACAGUGGGGGUCCCAAGCCAGUGAUGGUAUACAUCCAUGGUGGCUCUUACAUGGAAGGCACUGGAAAUCUAUAUGAUGGAAGUGUCUUGGCAAGCUAUGGCAAUGUGAUCGUCAUCACAGUCAAUUAUCGGCUUGGGGUACUUGGUUUCUUGAGCACAGGGGAUCAGGCUGCCAAAGGAAACUACGGGCUCCUUGACCUCAUCCAGGCCCUAAGAUGGACUAGCGAGAACAUUGGGUUCUUUGGUGGGGACCCAUUGCGAAUCACUGUUUUUGGAUCAGGCGCUGGGGGUUCAUGUGUCAACCUGCUGACUUUAUCCCAUUAUUCUGAAGGUAACCGUUGGAGCAAUUCAACCAAAGGACUUUUUCAACGAGCAAUAGCUCAGAGUGGAACAGCUCUUUCAAGCUGGGCUGUUAGUUUCCAGCCUGCAAAAUAUGCUAGAAUGCUGGCCACAAAGGUUGGCUGCAAUGUGUCAGAUACAGUAGAGUUAGUGGAAUGUCUUCAGAAGAAGCCUUACAAAGAACUUGUUGAUCAAGAUGUUCAACCAGCCAGAUACCACAUAGCCUUUGGACCUGUGAUCGAUGGGGAUGUAAUACCAGAUGAUCCUCAGAUACUGAUGGAACAAGGAGAGUUCCUCAACUAUGAUAUAAUGUUAGGAGUUAACCAAGGGGAAGGGUUGAAGUUUGUUGAAAAUAUAGUAGAUAGUGAUGAUGGUAUAUCAGCCAGUGAUUUUGACUUUGCUGUUUCUAAUUUUGUUGAUAAUUUAUAUGGAUAUCCUGAAGGCAAAGAUGUUUUGAGAGAAACCAUUAAAUUCAUGUAUACUGACUGGGCUGAUCGCCAUAACCCUGAAACAAGAAGGAAGACAUUGUUGGCUUUGUUUACGGACCAUCAGUGGGUAGCACCCGCUGUGGCUACAGCAGACCUUCACUCGAACUUUGGUUCACCUACAUACUUCUAUGCCUUUUAUCAUCAUUGCCAAACAGAUCAAGUUCCAGCUUGGGCUGAUGCAGCUCAUGGAGAUGAGGUUCCCUAUGUGUUGGGAAUCCCCAUGAUUGGCCCUACAGAGUUAUUUCCUUGCAAUUUCUCCAAGAAUGAUGUGAUGUUGAGUGCAGUAGUAAUGACAUAUUGGACGAAUUUUGCUAAAACAGGUGACCCAAAUCAACCAGUUCCUCAAGACACAAAAUUCAUUCAUACCAAACCCAACCGAUUUGAAGAAGUAGCAUGGACCAGAUAUUCCCAGAAAGACCAACUUUAUCUCCAUAUUGGAUUAAAACCAAGAGUCAAAGAGCAUUACAGAGCCAAUAAGGUGAAUCUAUGGUUGGAGCUGGUACCUCAUCUGCAUAAUCUGAAUGACAUUUCUCAGUAUACCUCCACAACAACUAAAGUGCCAUCAACGGACAUCACUCUCAGACCUACAAGGAAGAAUUCCACACCUGUCACAUCAGCCUUUCCCACUGCCAAACAGGAUGAUCCCAAACAACAGCCCAGUCCCUUCUCGGUGGACCAGAGGGACUACUCCACAGAGCUGAGUGUCACCAUUGCUGUGGGAGCAUCUCUGCUGUUUUUGAACAUCUUGGCCUUUGCGGCACUGUACUACAAAAAGGAUAAGAGGAGACAUGACGUCCACCGUAGGUGUAGCCCUCAGCGCACAGCCACCAACGACUUGACCCAUGCUCCAGAAGAAGAGAUCAUGUCCCUCCAAAUGAAGCACACUGAUUUGGAGCAUGAGUGUGAGUCCAUCCAUCCACACGAGGUGGUUCUUAGGACCGCCUGCCCCCCAGAUUAUACCCUAGCUAUGAGGAGGUCACCUGAUGAUGUUCCUUUAAUGACACCUAACACCAUCACAAUGAUUCCCAACACUAUACCAGGGAUUCAGCCCCUACACACAUUCAAUACAUUUACUGGAGGACAGAACAAUACACUGCCCCAUCCCCACCCCCACCCUCAUUCACAUUCAACAACCAGGGUAUAGCCAGAUGAGAGAGACAAACUGAUUUUUUUUUCUGAUGGAGUGCAGUGAAAGAUUACUGAAGAUUCCUUGGCUUUCAACUUGGAAGACUCUCACUAUUUAACUAAGGAGGAAUAUUAUGUGAAUAUACAUAUCAAGAACUUUGGGGGUUUUGAAAAAUGAAUUGUAUAUAGAUAUACACACAAAUCAACUUUAACAAAACAAAUUUCAAUUGCUUGAAGCAAUUGUCCUGAAUGAUACCUUUUCAUUCACAUUCAAGAAUUAAUUUGUUGAAGAUUAAUUUACAUACUGGAGCUAGGCAUGUGGAACACCAAACAGGAAAGUACUGUGUCUGAAAUACUUUAAAAAAAAAAACAAAACAAAAAAGAAAAGCAAAAUUAAAAUCAACUAUGAAUAUGCACAAGGGACACACCAAUGGAAUGUCAGAUAAUUUUCGUCAGUUUUCAUUUGGAGCCCUUUUAUUGUGUAGACCAUAUUUGCAUAAGUACAUAGAGCACUGAUGCUGUUAAUGACAUAGCAAAGGCUCAUGCUGAAAUUGCCAGUAAAAAAAAGAA